This is a messenger RNA of Colletotrichum spaethianum, 1629 nucleotides long. RefSeq names its product vitopine synthase. The transcript is spliced from 4 exons. Bases 1 to 1629 code for a protein of 542 amino acids. Gene Ontology annotation, molecular function: dethiobiotin transmembrane transporter activity; solute:proton symporter activity; biotin transmembrane transporter activity. The record is from RefSeq and is a predicted model, not a curated record. Gene Ontology annotation, cellular component: membrane. Lineage: Eukaryota; Fungi; Ascomycota; Sordariomycetes; Glomerellales; Glomerellaceae. Gene Ontology annotation, biological process: biotin import across plasma membrane.
AUGGAUCACCUACACGGAGAGGCGCACAGCGCUGAUGAUAAGCAACCCAAUGAGUUCAGCACUGCGGCUGCUUCGUCGAGCGCAGACAUUCCAGCUGGGCCAUCGCGCCAGGAGGAGGGCGAAUAUGACAUCGAGACAGUCGAGAAGGUCUACAGUUCUAACGAUACUAUAGCUUUUUGGGUUCUUUACUUCGUCUGCUCGGCCAUUCGGUCCAAUAUUGGUAUCGCGCAGACCAUGAACGCAGCUCAAGGUCAUGACUUGAUGACGGUCCUCGGUCUGACGGCCAGGGACACUUCAACCGCAUUGGCCCUUUUCUAUGUAGCAUAUGUCAUCUUCGACUGUCCCUCCAAUCUCGUCAUGGCCAAAUUAAGCCCCCGGAUCUGGAUGGCUCGCAUCGUCAUCGCGACUGGUAUCAUCGGCACCUGCUUCGCUGCCGUUCAGAGUGCCUGGAGUGUCAAGCUGCUUCGGUUCUUGUUGGGUGUUGUCAUUGCAGGCAUGUGGCCGGGAAUGUCGUAUUACCUGACCUUGUUCUACCCGCCGUCUCGGACGGGCAAGAGAAUCGGCAUGUACUUUACAGCUGCCCAGCUCUCGGCCGCCGUCGUCGGUCUUGUAUCUGCUGGGUUCCAACUUAUGGAUGGUCUCGGAGGCCUGGUUGGCUUCCGAUGGAUGUUCCUCAUCUACGGACUUGUCGCCGUUGUGCUUGGUUUUUCCUUGCUUUGGUGGCUUCCUGACCGUCCCCUUCCGCCUGGUCAGAAGCGUGAACGACCGAACUGGCUGAAGUGGCUUCCACCCACCCCAGAAGCACUUUCCGGCCAGGAUGCCGUCAUUCAUUACCAUGACCUUCGCCGGGUCUACCACCCGAGACCCUGGACCCUCAGAGACCUGGUCAGGGUUCUCAUCGACUGGCGUCUUUGGCCUUUGACCUUCAUGUACUUCGGGGUCGUUGGCGUCGGUAUCGGAACUCAGCUUUAUGGGUCCGUCAUCAUCCGUUCCAUUGUGCCCACGGCAACGAGCAUUCAAGUCAGCUUGCUCUUUGCUCCCAUCUGGAUCAUGGACUUGAUUGCUAUUCUGCUGGUGAUGCCACUUUCCGAUCGCUUCCACGGCCACCGACCUUUCAUCUUCUCGGCCGCCGUGUGCAUUCAGAUCACUGGUCUGCUUGUCGUCACUUUUGCCCUCGACAACGGAUGGGCUCGGUACGGCGGACUUUUGAUGGUCGGAUUCGGCCUGGGCCCAACUGUCCCCAACUGCAUGACUUGGACAAAUGAGAUCUUCCAGCGCCGCCACGGCGAGGUUGGAGUUGCAGCUGCUACUGCCCUGGUGUCCGGUCUCGGAAACCUCGGAAGUAUCGUCACUACCUACGCUCUUUACACGGGAUGGCCAGAGGACGCUGCCAAGGGCCGUUACCAGUACCGUCGCAGCAACUACGCAAUGAUCGGCAUCCUCUGCCUGAGUAUUGCCAGCAGCUUCGCCAUGUUUUUCCUUUUGAAAAUCUUCGGCAACAAACCCGCCAACAAGAUCUCAAACCUUGACUCUUCCAGCGAGGUCGAAGACGGUGCCGCGAGACGCGAAGCCCGGGAGCGAGGCUUCGGAAAGCUGUUCCCUCGUAACACGCAGCGCCAGGAAGCCUAA